This is a messenger RNA of Oryzias latipes (Japanese medaka), 2372 nucleotides long. It is a transcript of the gene ltb4r, whose product is annotated as leukotriene B4 receptor. NCBI's taxonomy places the organism in Eukaryota, Metazoa, Chordata, Actinopteri, Beloniformes, Adrianichthyidae. Gene Ontology annotation, cellular component: plasma membrane. Gene Ontology annotation, molecular function: complement receptor activity; leukotriene receptor activity. Gene Ontology annotation, biological process: complement receptor mediated signaling pathway; inflammatory response; positive regulation of cytosolic calcium ion concentration. The record is from RefSeq and is a predicted model, not a curated record.
UUCUGUGGUUUCCCCUCACAGAACCAGUCUUGCCCAAUGUGUUGAGCUUCCUGUCAGCUUUAGCUUUGAGAGGGAUGAAGCAAACUGAGGAGUUCAGUCCGGCUGUGAGGAAGACGCUUAAACCUUCGGAGUACCUCUACUGCCACAGUUUGAAAGAGGGAAAUCUUUAGAUCAAGGUGGUUGUUAAACCUGCAUUUCUCAGAGGCCUCAUCAAUGGCAUCCACCGGAAACAUCAGCGUUUCUUUGCAGCCGCCCUCCAGAUCCAUGAGCACCUCUGCCCUGGUCGGGGUCGCCAUCCUGUCUCUGGCAUUUCUGCUGGGCUUUCCUGGGAACUUGUUUGUGGUUUGGUCGGUGCUCUGCCGGGUGAAGAAGCGCUCGGUGACGUGUCUGUUGGUGCUGAACCUGGCGAUGGCAGACGCCUUCGUCCUGCUGAGCGCCCCUCUUUUCCUCAGAUACCUGGCUGGAGGAAGGGGCUGGGAGUUUGGCACCGUGGCGUGCAAGCUGGUGCAUUACCUGUCAAGUGUGAACAUGUACGUGUCCAUUUACCUGAUCUGUCUGAUGAGCAUGGACCGCUGGCUGGCUGUCUCGAGGCCUUUCAUGUCUCAUAGAAUGAGGACCAAGCGCUCGCUCCUGGUUCUCCUGCUGGGAGUUUGGGUGUUAGCGUUCCUGCUGUCACUGCCGAUGCCCUUUUACCGCAGUAAUGUGAAGAAACCGAUGGGGAACGGCACCAUUCUGUACUAUUGCAUACCCUAUCACUGGAGGAGUGUCCCUCACCAGGUUUUCCAGUACCUGUUUGAGACCAUCAUGGGCUGCAUUGUGCCCUUUUCGCUCAUCAGUAGCUGUUACUCGUCGGUCAUAUGCCGCCUGAAGAGCGCCAUGUUCCAGAUCAAAGGGAAGGGCAGCCGCCUCAUCUUGCUCAUCCUCUCAGCUUUUGUUGUUUUCUGGCUGCCUUAUCACAUCAUCAACAUCAUUGAGGUGGCCGGCCUCCUGCAGAACAGUGAGUCAGUGAUCAAAGCUGCUAAGACAGCACGGCCCAAUGUUAUAGCCUUCGCAUACUUCAGCAGUGCCAUCAACCCCAUCCUUUACGUCUUCGCUGGGAGCUCCCACAUUCGCCUGGCUGGGUUUAGUUUCAUGGGCAAACUUUUCGAAGCAACCAACUCUGAGAGCAGAAGCACGUCCAUCUUCAGCCGUGGUCGCAACAGCUCCUCUCCAGAUGAGAUGUCUGUCCUGCACUCGGUGUCGGUUAAACUUGGGAAGCCUUUUAAGAGCAAGAGCAAGGGGAGGAGUAGCAGUGUGGCGGGCAAAGAGGACAACGAGCCGGAGCUGAAGACGCUGGCCACUGUUGAACAGUGUGAAUAAGGACUUGAGAUGUUUCCCAAGGACCAACAAAGACCAAAGUUCAUGAAUCUGUUCUUAAAGAGCUUUUCUGUGCUGGCUAUAAGUCGAGAAACUUCCUGUUAUCAGUGACAACAUCUGUCUUGACUAGAAUUCAUUACCGUUAAAAUAACUAUGUUUGAUUUGAGCGUUAUAAUGCGGAAAGAGGACAAGAUCAUGGAUCAGGGUUGGCACCAACGAUUCAAAAGGGGAUUUCUUUCAAAAAAGCAUCCAUGUGGAUUUAACCCUUGUGCUUUCCAAGGCACUUUAACGUUGGGAGUUGGGUCAUCUGGACCCUGAACCUUUUUUCUUCAAUGAUUUGUGAUCUUCACUGGUGUCCGUGGAGUACAUGAAAUCCUUUUCACCUUUAUCCACCUCUCUCAUGGGAGGGAUAAGAUGUCAAUGUAAGGGUGGGGUCAUUUUGACCCCACAAGAUAGCAGAAGGGUUAAGAAUCCCAUGAUCACAGCAGGAUUUUGCUGAAAUCACCACUCUUCCUUCCACUGAGAAUCACAAUGUUGUGGGUGAUCGAUGUGCAAACAACCAUCAGAGUGAAGGGAAGGAAAAUCUAAAUUAUUAGUCCAGAUAACAUUUUUUCCACCAGCCUCUGGUGCUCUUGUGCAUAAUGUCUGCUCUUUCUGUGGUGGACAGAAGUCAGCAUGGACCCCUGACUGCUCUGCAGCUGGCCCAUUCUGUCCUUCAGUCAUUCAGAUCCUUUUGUAUGAACAUUUAUCUUUUAUAAUUGCAUUUGUAUAUCAACAACUUUGAAGACUGAACUGUUAAAACUUUGUCUAACUCAUCUUUUUCUUGAUGAAGAACAAGCUAAAAUUCUGUAUUUGUAAAUAGUUUAUAAGAAAUUUUAACAUGAAGUUAAAUCCAGUAUUUUUUUUAAAGAUUUUUCAAUCCCUAAUGUAAGCUGUUAAAUAUAUUUUAUAUUUGAUGACUUUUCACAUAAAUAAAAUAGUAAAAUAAAGAUUUUCCUUGUACAUAUCUGUAACAA